AUGAAAUGGGACAAAUUUUAUGGUUGAUAAUUUUGUCUAGGCUUCAUUUGGUUAUUAUAAAUUGGGAUAGUUUAGCGUAAAUUGGACGGGUUUUAAAUUAUCCCCCACUGUUUUGGAAGCAAGUCAAGGCAACCCCGAUGAAAUGAAACCAAAAAUUAUCGGUACACGGCCACGUUCACUUUUAAACACCCGACCAGUUUUUGACACUGCUUUUUGAGAAAUGGCCUCCACAGUGACCACAGAUGCUCAUGGAGUCAGGGUGGUGACCCAGGUCAUUCCUCUGGUGAGUCCAGAGACUGUCCAGUGUCCCGGUCAGAACAAAGACAGCAAGACUAAAGUACCUGAAGCCCCGUACAUGACCAGGAUGUUCCUGAAGGGAGAGCCUGUAGCAUUAGGGACUGUGCAGAUCAUGAUUGGGAUCGUGAUGAUAGCUUUGGGAGCAGUUACUUGGUUCACACAAAUUCUGUAUGGUGAAAUCCCUCUGGGCCUUGGACUAUCAUUUAUCUUCUCUGGAUCUGUAACCUUGGGUGCACACAAGGGAACCUGUCCUCCAAUUAUUAAAAGCACAAUUGCCCUGAACAUCAUCAGUGCUCUACUUGCCAUGUCCGGCAUCUGCUACUUCUGCUUUGCACUUGCCAUAAAAGCUCAUUUGGAUGCUUGCAAUGAUGAUGAUGAGAAAAAGUUCUACUACACCGGCUACUAUGACUGCCAGUUUGCAGCUAGGCGUCUGCAGGACUUAAUAAGCGGAAUAAAGGGCAUACUUUUGAUUUUAUCCGUGCUGGAGGUGUGCGUGUGUACCACAACAGUUGUCUUUUCCUGCAAGGCCAACCUACAUGCAUCUGGGACUAAAAUGGAUGCGGUGGUGGUGCAGGGAAGAUGCAGCAGCCAAGAAGCUCUGCUGAACAGUGAAUUGGCUUCACCUCCAGCCUAUGAGCCUUGAGUGAACCCAUCCUAUGAAAGCAAUUUAUGGUUUAGAGUACAGUAUAGUAUAACAUAGUUUAAAGUAGUGCUUGCACCUUUUAGACACUAAUGUAAGAGUCUCAGAUAUUACACUUAAUUUUUUUCAUGUAUUCUGCUUUUGACGUUGCACCUUUGCACAAAUUUAUGCCACAUUGAAAAUGCCUGCAGUUAUACUGAAUACUUGUAUUCUUCAAUAAAUGCUAAAGUGCACUUA
Molecule: messenger RNA, 1174 nt
Organism: Ictalurus punctatus (channel catfish)
Lineage: Eukaryota; Metazoa; Chordata; Actinopteri; Siluriformes; Ictaluridae
Product: CD20-like domain-containing protein
Exons: 7
Coding region: 221-940 (239 amino acids)
Cellular component (GO): membrane
Source: RefSeq, a predicted model, not a curated record